GUUAUCAGCAGCACUCAGCACCCUUGCCAAAUAUGUAAUUCGAACAUUCACCAAAUUUCAUACAAAUCCUACCUUAAGUCACUCACAGUCAGGAGUCAGUGUUUUUGUGGUAGUUUUUUCGAAAAAUGUAUUCAAUAUUUCAUCGUCGAUGGAUUUAUACAGUCAUUUCCGUACUCAGCUGCGUUCAUUAAGUUCGUACGAUCUGCACAAGAAGCUAAUCAACCAUUACAUCUCUCAUGCUAAAACUACAACGAGAAAAUAUAAAAGAGAUAUCGAUAUAAUACGAGAAAAUCAUAAAUUUUUAUGGGAAGACGAUGAAGAACCAUCUAGUUGGGAGGAAGAACUUGCCAAGAAAUAUUACGAUAGAUUAUAUAAAGAAUACUGUAUUUGCGACUUGACGUAUUACAAAGAAGGCAAGGUGGCUUUAAGAUGGCAAAUCGAAGCCGAAUUAAUCAACGGAAAGGGCCAGUUUAUAUGCGGUGAAAAAAAAUGCAAUGAAAAAGAAGGAUUGAAAACAUGGGAAGUUAAUUUCGCAUACGUUGAAAAAGGAGAGAAGAAAAAUGCUCUGGUCAAAUUAAGAUUAUGUACAGACUGUUCGUAUAAAUUAAACUAUAAGCAUAAAAGAAAAGAACUAAAAAAGAAUAAGAAGCAGAAACGUAAACACGACGAGGACGAAGGGUCACAAUCAGAAGACGAAGUAAGCAAUAAAAUUCCCAAAACAGAGGCUGACCGAUCACCAUCCCCGGAAGCAGAAACUACCCCUGCUACUGAAGAAACAGCCAACGCUGAAGGCGAAGAAAAUAAUAUAUGGACUACUGCUAAUCAAGUGGUUGAAGAGAAAUCUCGUAAUGAAGAUUUUGAAGAUUUUCUUGAACAGCUUUUACUCUGAUAAAAGACAUAAUCUUGAUAUAAUUUUUGGUAUUAUUUUUAUUUUUUGUAUCUUCUAAUGAAAUAUUUUAUUCUAUCGAAUUGACUAUUCAGUUCAGUAGGUAAUAUGUUCCUUUGUAAAUAAAACGAAUACAUGUCUGGGUAUUUCAAA
This is a messenger RNA of Planococcus citri (citrus mealybug), 1039 nucleotides long. RefSeq names its product protein FRA10AC1 homolog. The transcript is spliced from 5 exons. The record is from RefSeq and is a predicted model, not a curated record. The coding region runs from base 149 to 889 and encodes 246 amino acids. Lineage: Eukaryota; Metazoa; Arthropoda; Insecta; Hemiptera; Pseudococcidae.